AUGGAAAUAACAGGCUCACAGUCUGUAUUCAAUGGUCUCAUCAUAGGCAGGAAGCCCUAUCAGGAACUGCGCUGCUCACCUAUCCCUGCACUUCCCACCAUGCAGUUCAGGUUGAAGGAGUCGCUAAAACAAGCCCAGCUAGAGAGAGAUGAAUAUGCUCAACAUCUAAAAGGAGAGAGGGCCUGGUGGCAGCAGAGGAUGAGGAAAAUGUCGCAGGAGCUUUGCCCAUUGAAGGAGGAGAAGAAGCAUGAUAUGCGUCGGAUAGAGAAGUUGAAGAGGAGCUUGUCCAAACUCAAGAACCAGAUGGCUGAACCCCUGCCCCCGGAGCCCCCAGCAGUGCCCCCUGAAGUGGAGCUGCAGCACCUGAGGAAGGAACUAGAGAGAGUGGCAGGAGAGCUCCAGGCCCAGGUGGAGAACAAUCAGCACGUAAGUCUCCUGAACCGGGGCCAAAAGAAGAGGCUUCAGGAGCAGGAGGAGAAGCUUCGGGAGCAGGAGGAGAGGCUUCAGCAGCUGGCCGAGCCACAGAGCGGCAUCGAGGAGCUGAACAACGAGAACAAGAGCACACUGCAGUUGGAGCAGCAAGUAAAGGAGCAGCAGGAGAAGGAGCUGAGCGAGGUGAAGGAGAUGGAGCACCUGGAGGCUGCCAGCCAGCAGAAGCAGCAGCUAACGGCCCAGCUGUGCCUCAUGGCUCUCCCUGGGGAAGGAAAUGGAGGAGGACAUCUGGACAGUGAGGAGGAGGAGGAGGGACCUCGGCCCAUGCCGAGCGUCCCAGAGGACCUGGAGAGCUGGGAGGCCAUGAGCGGCCUUAUGCACCUCCUGGAGGAGAAGACAGACCUGAGGGAGUGUGUGGAGAAACUACAACUUCAAUUCAUCCAGUACUGGAGAGAGAGAUGCCAUCAGAAAAUUCAUCACCUUAUAAAUGAGCCAGGGGGCAGCGCCAAAGAUGUGGCACUGAGAGGACAUCAUCAGACUGGCCCAGGACAGGGAGGAGAUGAAAGUGAAGCUGCUGGUGCUGCAGGAGAUGCUGUUACAGCUUGUGGCGACUACAACAAGGGGCACAGCAAACUCCUGGCCUCUUCCCAGAACCGUGCUGAUGAGCCCGAUCCAGGAGCCCCACCCCCUCAGGAGCUUGGAGCUGCCCACAAGCAUGGUGAUCUUCGUGAGAUGAGCCUCACUGACAGCGCGGAGCCUGCGCACAGAGAGGCCAAGGAGGGAUCUCCCCACAACAACCCUACUGCACAGCCCAUCACGCAGGAGCACCAGGAGCACCCAGGCUUGGGCAGCAACCGCCCUGUGCCAUUCUUUUGCUGGGCUUGGCUGCCGAGAAGAAGGAGAUAA
Molecule: messenger RNA, 1338 nt
Organism: Rhinopithecus roxellana (golden snub-nosed monkey)
Lineage: Eukaryota; Metazoa; Chordata; Mammalia; Primates; Cercopithecidae
Product: putative golgin subfamily A member 8F/8G
Biological process (GO): Golgi organization; spindle assembly
Cellular component (GO): Golgi cis cisterna; Golgi cisterna membrane; cis-Golgi network
Molecular function (GO): protein binding
Source: RefSeq, a predicted model, not a curated record